AUGAGCGGCGUCGACGAGGAGCACAACAAUCAGAUCGUUUUGACAUUCAAUCCCAUCAAAAUGGCUAAUGCAUUGACUAUGCUGAAAGGCGUCGUAAAAUAUUGUAAAAUCAAACUGACAAACAAAGACUUUCCAUGCCUGACGGUGCAGCUCGAGGUACCAUCGACUACCGGUCGGCAGAUCACACACGAUGUUCCUGUAACUGUUAUUCCGACACGCGAUUGGGCUGAAUUUGAAAUUCCUCAACUACCAGACUUCAAAUCAGUCAUAUCCAUGCCAACGCUGAAGUCCAUCAGAAACCUGGUGGAAAAGAUCAAGAAUUUGGCGUCACACAUAACGUUCUUCUGUAACAAUUCCGGUGAAAUUGCUAUGGUCGUUGAAACUGAUGAAGUGACUGUGGCAAGCAACUACAAAAAUCUUGAAGUUCAACUAGAUGAUCCUGACGACAAGAAUUUGGAGGUGUCCUGUCGUGUUAGUGCCAAAGAAUUGGGAAUUUACUUCUCAUGCAAUCAGUUUCAGGACUUGAAAAUGUACUGUUGUGCUACGCAAGAUCAUGUUCUUAAAAUCGUUGUGGAGGUGAGGCCAUUCGUUUCGUUAAACUGUAUUUUGUGGGCUGUUGCGUUAUGA
Messenger RNA from Bradysia coprophila, 627 nucleotides. RefSeq names its product checkpoint protein Hus1-like. Gene Ontology annotation, cellular component: nucleolus; checkpoint clamp complex; site of double-strand break. Lineage: Eukaryota; Metazoa; Arthropoda; Insecta; Diptera; Sciaridae. Gene Ontology annotation, biological process: mitotic intra-S DNA damage checkpoint signaling; double-strand break repair via homologous recombination; meiotic DNA integrity checkpoint signaling. The record is from RefSeq and is a predicted model, not a curated record.